AUGCCGUCCUUGACACGUCUCUUGAUUCGAAACUGUAAAAGGCUUAAGAGAUUGCCACAGCUUAAGCCACUGACGAAUCUUCAGAUUCUUGAUGCCUCUGGUGCUACAAUGUUGGUUGAGAUGCUUGAAGUGUGUUUAGAAGAGAAGAAAGAGCUUAGAAUCCUUAACAUUUCAGACACAAGUCUUCCCGAGUUAGCCGACACGAUUGCUGAUGUUACCAAUCUCAAUCAGCUUCUGAUAAGGAACUGCUCCAUGGUUAAAGAGCUUCCAAGCAUUGAGAAGCUAACACACCUUGAGGUUCUUGAUGUUUCCGGUUGCAAUAACUUGGAGAAGAUCGAUGGAUCUUUCGAUAAGAUGUCUUAUCUCCACAAAGUGAAUUUUUCGGGAACGAAUAUCAGUAAGUUACCUAACAAAAUCUCGGAGCUAGCUAACCUCAAAGCGCUCAUCAUAAGAAACUGUCUCAAGCUAGAGGCUCUUCCAAAUUUUGAGAAGCUGAUACAUCUUGAGAUCUUCGAUGUUUCGGGCUGCACCGAGCUGGGGGAAAUCGAGGGAUCGUUCGAGAAUAUGUCUUAUCUUCGCGAGGUGAAUCUCUCUGGAACUAAACUCAAAACGUUUCCAGAGUUGCCAAAACAGAGCAUCUUCUGUUCUUCAAAACGCAUUGUGCUCGCUGAUUCGAGAUGUUUAGAGAAAGACGAGUGGAGCCUAAUAAAGGAAUGUUUAGAAGUGAAUCCAGAGGGAUCAAGCACCUCUAAUCUACCGGAGAAAACCGACGAAAAAACCGAGAAGCUUGUUCAUCACGGCAAUAGAUACAGAGUUCUUGAUCCUGAAGCUCCUUUGGAUAUCGAUAUCGUUGAUACAAAGAGAUCAGUGGAUCUUGGGAAAGAGUAUAUAUCCAGAGCAGAGUACGUCUCUGUUUCAGAAAAUGAAUCCGAAAGCGUGUCUCUGAUCUUCCGCGAGUUUCAGAUGAGAUCGGUAAGAGGUUGUUGGGUGGAGAGGUGCAAGAAGAUGGAGAAUCUCUUCUUAUCAGGUGAGAAACAAGACAUGGAGAUACCAUCGUCAUUGGAGACUCUCUGGAUCUCAAAUCUUCCAUUGCUUAAGAAACUAGACGGUGUUAAUGGAAGGUUUGUCUUCAAGAACCUCAAGAAGCUAAGCAUAGAUUGUUGUCCAAGCAUCGAAUCGCUCUUCCCGGGAGGUUCUCAGCUUCCUGAUAACCUUGAGAUUCUACGUGUGACGUUCUGUGAUCAGCUGAAGAAACUGUUUGAAGCAGAAGUAGGAGAGUUACCGAAGCUUCGCAAGCUCUACCUUCUUGAUUUGCCUGUUUUAUCGCCUGAUGGAGUGAGAUUUCCGAAUCUGGAGAAAUACACAAACGAGAAAUGUCCAAAUUUUGAAGCUACACUUGAGGAACUGAAGCUAGGAGCAAAGAAAACAGCAGAAAUUCCAGAAGAUCAGCCUCACAAGAAUAUUGAGGCUAAAAUCCAAACUCAAACACAGCCCACAGAAACUACAGGCCCAAUUCAACAAUAG
This is a messenger RNA of Microthlaspi erraticum, 1524 nucleotides long. The record is from the annotation of a GenBank genome assembly. NCBI's taxonomy places the organism in Eukaryota, Viridiplantae, Streptophyta, Magnoliopsida, Brassicales, Brassicaceae.